Trichosporon asahii var. asahii CBS 2479 is the source of this 1884-nucleotide messenger RNA. Its product is annotated as RNA helicase. The coding region runs from base 1 to 1884 and encodes 627 amino acids. The record is from RefSeq and is a predicted model, not a curated record. NCBI's taxonomy places the organism in Eukaryota, Fungi, Basidiomycota, Tremellomycetes, Trichosporonales, Trichosporonaceae. Gene Ontology annotation, molecular function: nucleic acid binding; RNA helicase activity; ATP binding. The transcript has a single exon.
AUGUUUCGCGCACUCCGGAUAUCGACGCGAACGACAACAUCGUUAAGGACGAUUACGACCUCGGCUCCGGCCGCCGGCUACGUGAAGAGUGGCCGGGGCGGAAGCAGCAGCAGCAGUGGGUCGCGGCGACAGUCGAACUCGCAGCGUCUGAACAGGUUCGACAACCGGGAUGACAGGCCGAGCCGGAGACCCGACGCGAGCGGACAGAGCAUUGCGGGGCGCGACCGACCGAGCAGUGUCCCGCAGGUCCCUCGUCCCCCGCGGACGAAGGAGGAGAAGGACCGCAAGCUCCCCGCGCACAGGCAGGAGGCCAACAUCAUCAUGUCACAACCGCGCGACUUCAGCUCAUUCGAGUUGAACCCCGCCAUGCAGGAGGUGCUCGCACAGAAGGGAUAUCAGAAGACAACGCCGAUCCAAUCGCUUGCGCUCUCCGAGAUUCUCGCUUCGCCCCCACCUGAGGCUGAGGGUGCGGCGUCCCGCACUGCAGCUAUCCUCGGCGCCGAAACGGGCUCAGGCAAGACGCUUGCGUACCUCCUUCCUCUGAUGCAGCGACUGAAGGAGGAUGACCGACCUGGACCCCGCUCUGGCAUCCUUGCUCCCCGCGCUAUCGUGCUCGCCCCGACGCAUGAGCUCACCCGCCAGUCAACAGCGGUUGCGAAGCAGCUCUCGCACGGCGUCAAGCUCCGCGUUGCCGGCGCCUCGUCUCCUGGAACCGUCAAGGGUGCGGGUGGCGUUGAUAUUCUCUUCUCGACUGGACGGCGUAUGGCCCAGCUCCUUGGUCUCGAGCGCGAGCGUGGUGAGCGUGUUCCCGUCGAGCGCAAGCGGUACGACGAUCAGGAACCGGAGUUCUCUCCCGCGCGCCUUGAGUGGCUCAUCAUCGACGAGGCGGAUGUGCUCCUCGGCAGUGCCUUUGCGGACGAGACGAAUGCGAUCCUGCGCCGUCUUCCGCGCAACGUCAACGUUCUCCUCGUGACUGCGACGCUUCCGCCUGCUCUGCUUGCGCAGAUUGGCGCCCCCGACUCUCCGCUGAAGGACUACGAGUUCGAUCAACUCCUCUCGCCCGGCCUGCACCGUCUGCCCGCCAAGCUGGAGACCCGCUUCGUUCCCUGGUCCAAGAGCGGCAACAUGUACAGCGACAUUGCGCACGAGGUGCGCCGCGUGUUCGCCGAGGAGGCUCUCGACGCCAAGAACGCCGCUCACGACGAAGAGGCGCAGCGCGGCCUGAAGCCCGGCAGCGUCAAGCCGCAGCGCAAUAUGGCUGUCGUCUUCUGUUCGUCGCUCGGCAAGGUUGCCGCCGUCUCCAAGGCACUCGAGGAGCGGGACAUCAAGUGUCUCCCGUGGACUGGCGACAGCGCCGACCGCAAGGUCGGCCGUAAUGGGCCCCUGGACCACUUCCUUGUCGAUCACAACAAGCGCCCCGAGGGCCUCGAGAUCCCCAAGCCUCCCAAGCAGGUUGCGACGACGGACGAUGGCCAGCCCAUCGCCGUGACUGAGGCUGAGGCUGAGGCGGCCGAGAAUGAGAACGAGGGCGAGAAGGUGAAGAAGGAACAGCCGGAGAGCGAGAAGAAGAAGCCGCGCGUUCUCGUAACAACGUCGCUUCUGAGCCGAGGCCUCGACUUCUCGCCCCUCGUGUCGACUAUCUACCUCGUCGACCCGCCGCGCAACGUCCUCGACUUUGUGCACCGCGCCGGCCGUGCUGGACGUGCUGGACGGCCGGGCCGCGUCGUCGUGUUCGGCCUGCAGCACGCGGGCCAGAGCAAGUACUCAGAGCAGUUGAAGGAGGUCCUCCGUGGCACGGAGCGCAGGAAGGCGGCCAAGCCUGGAGCGAGGACGUUCGAGGGCGUCAAGGCCCACGGCGGCGGCAAGGGAGGAAAGAGGAAGUAA